This is a messenger RNA of Larimichthys crocea (large yellow croaker), 440 nucleotides long. It is a transcript of the gene cdc26, whose product is annotated as cell division cycle 26 homolog. Gene Ontology annotation, cellular component: anaphase-promoting complex. Gene Ontology annotation, biological process: anaphase-promoting complex-dependent catabolic process; regulation of mitotic cell cycle; protein K11-linked ubiquitination. The record is from RefSeq and is a predicted model, not a curated record. The transcript has 3 exons. Lineage: Eukaryota; Metazoa; Chordata; Actinopteri; Sciaenidae. Bases 44 to 409 code for a protein of 121 amino acids.
UUACGGCAGCUGUUGGAAACAUGGCUACUCAGCAGCCGUAACCAUGACAACCACAUUUACAGCCUGGUACAAAAAACUACUGAGGGUGAAUUUAAAUACAACUCACCUGUUCAGGAAGAUGCUGAGGAGGAAGCCGACCCGCCUGGAGCUGAAGAUCGACGACACAGAGGAGUUCGAGAGCGUCAAGAAGGAGCUGGAGGCCAGAAAGCGUCAGCGAGAGGAGGCGGAGUCAGGAGGAGGUGUGGGCGGGGCUUCUGUCAUUAGUGUUGACAUCAUCGGGGGCGGAGCCUCUGGCUCAGCUUCUUCCUCCACAGCAUCAAGGGCGGAGCUUAUCAACGAGCGAAUCGGCUACAAGCCCCACCCCAAACCAGCGACACUGCCGACCUUAUUUGGAAGUUUACAGUUUUAAAAAAAAUCAAUAAAAUGUUUCAACAUAAAAA